This is a messenger RNA of Ailuropoda melanoleuca (giant panda), 6675 nucleotides long. It is a transcript of the gene DTX4, whose product is annotated as deltex E3 ubiquitin ligase 4. Gene Ontology annotation, molecular function: zinc ion binding. The coding region runs from base 104 to 1963 and encodes 619 amino acids. The record is from RefSeq and is a predicted model, not a curated record. Lineage: Eukaryota; Metazoa; Chordata; Mammalia; Carnivora; Ursidae. Gene Ontology annotation, biological process: protein ubiquitination; Notch signaling pathway. The transcript has 9 exons.
CCCGCGGGCGGCGGCGCAGGAGGAAGCGGAGGAGGACCGGCGCGCGGGGCCCGGGAGGCAGGCAGCGCAGCGCCGCCGCCGCCGCCGCAGCCCGGGGCUCGCCAUGCUCCUGGCCUCGGCCGUGGUGGUCUGGGAAUGGCUGAACGAGCACGGCCGCUGGCGUCCCUACAGCCCGGCCGUGAGCCACCACAUUGAGGCGGUGGUCCGCGCCGGCCCCCGCGCCGGGGGCAGCGUGGUGCUGGGCCAGGUGGACAGCCGUCUCGCGCCCUACAUCAUCGACCUGCAGUCCAUGAACCAGUUCCGCCAGGACACGGGGACCCUCCGUCCAGUUCGCCGCAACUACUACGACCCGUCCUCGGCCCCCGGCAAGGGCGUGGUGUGGGAGUGGGAGAAUGACAACGGUUCUUGGACGCCCUAUGACAUGGAAGUAGGCAUCACCAUCCAGCACGCCUACGAGAAGCAGCACCCCUGGAUCGACCUCACCUCCAUCGGCUUUAGCUACGUCAUUGACUUCAGCACCAUGGGCCAGAUCAACCGGCAGACCCAGCGCCAACGCCGCGUCCGCCGGCGCCUGGAUCUCAUCUACCCCAUGGUCACCGGCACCUUGCCCAAGGCCCAGUCCUGGCCGGCCAGCCCCACGUCCGCUGCCUCGCCCGCGGCCCCGCCCUGCUCCUGCCCGCAGUGCGUGCUGGUGAUGAGCGUCAAGGCGGCCGUGGCCAACGGGAGUACCGGCCCGCUGCAGCCCCCAGCCACCCGCAAGAACAUGCCCCCAUCUGGGGCAGUCAAGCUGCCCCCCCCACCAGGGUCCGGGGCCAAGCUCCUGGACAGCACGGGCACCGUCCGAGGCCCGGUGAAGACGGUCCCGUCGCAGGCGAUCCGGCGACAGGCCUCCAGCACGCCGGCAGGGGUGAUCGUGGGCUCUCCUGCCAGUCCCCCCGGAGCCAACGGCAAGACCGGAAGGGUGGCCCUGGCGACCUUAAAUCGGACCAACCUGCAGCGAUUGGCCAUUGCCCAGUCCCGGGUGCUGAUCGCCUCUGGGGUCCCCACCGUGCCAGUGAAGAGCCUGAAUGGGUCCAGUCCUGUGAAUCCUGCCUUGGCAGGAAUCACUGGGAUUCUCAUGAGCGCCGCGGGGCUGCCUGUGUGUCUCACCAGGCCCCCAAAGCUGGUCCUUCACCCGCCCCCGGUCAGCAAGAGCGAAAUCAAAUCCAUCCCAGGGGUUUCCAACACGAGCCGCAAGACAACCAAAAAACAAGCCAGGAAAGGUAAAACUCCGGAGGAAGUGCUGAAGAAGUAUCUGCAGAAAGUCCGUCACCCCCCGGACGAGGACUGCACCAUCUGCAUGGAGCGCCUCACGGCCCCCUCGGGCUACAAGGGCCUGCAGCCAACAGUCAAGCCCGACCUGGUGGGCAAGCUGUCCCGAUGCGGCCACGUCUACCACAUCUACUGUCUGGUCGCCAUGUACAACAACGGCAACAAGGAUGGCAGUCUGCAGUGUCCAACCUGUAAGACCAUUUAUGGAGUGAAGACGGGUACCCAGCCCCCAGGGAAGAUGGAGUACCACCUCAUCCCCCACUCCCUGCCCGGCCACCCCGACUGCAAAACCAUCCGGAUCAUCUACAGCAUUCCUCCCGGCAUUCAGGGGCCAGAGCACCCGAAUCCUGGGAAGAGUUUCAGCGCCCGUGGCUUCCCACGACACUGUUACCUUCCAGACAGCGAGAAGGGGAGAAAAGUGCUGAAGCUGCUGCUUGUGGCCUGGGACCGCCGCCUCAUCUUUGCCAUCGGGACCUCCAGCACCACGGGCGAGUCAGAUACCGUCAUCUGGAACGAGGUCCACCACAAGACAGAGUUCGGCUCUAAUCUCACAGGUCACGGCUACCCAGAUGCCAAUUACCUGGAUAAUGUGCUGGCUGAACUGGCUGCCCAGGGCAUUUCUGAGGACAGCCCUGCCCAGGAGAAGGACUGAGCUGGGGAGCGGGGGGGGGGUCUUUGGGUCAGGAGGGGCCAUGGGGACCACAGGGCAGGAAGCGGGAGAGCCAAGGUGGAAGUUGGUGCCAUGCCCUGCCAACGCCCUCAUCUUCCCUUCUGUCCUGUGCCCAUCCCCCAUCCCUCCUGGCCACAGGGGGGAGCGAGAUUGAGUAAGGUGACGUCAUCCAUAAACCGCAUCCACCACAACGGGACAUGGGAUUAGGGCCAUCCUUGGUCUGUUUCCAUGGAGUUUUCGGUGCUGGGUAGGCAAGAACCCCCCCAUCCCCCUAAGUAGGGGGCACAGUCAGCACACUUAGGGUACGGACAGUGCAUGGGCACUCUAUACCCUGGCCUUGUGAAGCCUGAGGUUCUGUACCUCAGCUGGCUUCUUGCUGCUUCCACUCUCCUUUGAGAGCGGAGUUUCUGCUUUUCUCUCCUCCUCUGGAGGCGAGGAGCUCUCACUGUGCAAGAUUGGGGGGCAAAGGGGUGAACCGCUAAACUGCUGUGACAUCAGAAAUUGAUGCCUCGGUGUAUAGCGAGGAAGCACUUCUCGCCAAGAGGGUCGGGGAGGCAAAGGCUUCUGGGAGUACAUUCAGCUCUCAUUAGAGCCUUGGCUUCUCUGGGCCCUCCCUCCUCACAUUUUUGACCUGUCCAAAGAGGCAUCUGGUUCUCUCGUGCGGAUGGAUGGACUCUGGGAUUCCUCUCUGGGGUAGCAUCCCAUGAUGUUUCCAGCCCCUCUCUGAUCAGACCAGAGUCUGCAUCCCACUUAGCAUCUGAACUGUCCUCAGGGAGAGGAGCCCAUAGCCUUCUUCCCAACUCAUCCCAGACCAGCUCAAAGAUUCCAUGAGUUUCAUCACGUCACUGUGAGUAGAGCCCCCGCUGGGCUCUGUGCCAUCUGUGUGUGCAUAUAUAUGUGUGCGUGCUUGUGUGCACCACUGGGCCAGGUUGGGGGACAGUCCCAUCCUGUUCUCCCAUUCUGUUUUGCAAACUGUCAAACCCCAGUUCUGAUGGGGAUCAAACAAUCAGGCUGUGGUUCCUUAACUUGUCUCACCUUUUGCCAACCCAUUCCCUAGUAAACUUGGACUCAGAUGGUAAGGACCAUGCAUCUUGCCAGAUGCCCCAGGGAACUGUGCUUGGGAGCUGUGUAAGGUGAGGGCUAGACUGACCCCUUUUUAUAUCUCUUCCAAGAUUGGAUCUAAUCAGUUAGUCCAGUCUUGUUUCUAUGAGAGCUUUGAUCUGCUCCAUGCACAUUUGCCAACCAGAGCCCAGAGGUUUUGCUGGGCCCCUUGUCGAUUACAGAUGGACCUAGAGUGUGGAGGGAGACUUUUUAGCUCAUUCCUAACAGGGUUGGGACCACAUCAUGGUCCAGUCCCACCUGCAUUUGGGUUGUGUCCCAAGACUGUCUCCUCUCCAGCAUUCCUCUUGCUUUUUGCUUUCCUUAAGGAAUGAACUGGGGGUCAGGGAGGAGAGAGGGGGGAUCAAGAAGGGAAACCCAAUUCCCCCUUUGAAAGUGGGUUCUUUGAACUAUGUGUUUGGGGGAAGUUCCUCUGGAUACUAAUUUGAAUUUAUAUACCUCAUGUUUUGGGGGUUUGACGUAUAUAUAUAUCCAUAUAUAUUUCAUAAUAUUUGGAAAGUUUUUGAUGCUAGAAAAAUUAAAACAAAAGAACCUUCAGAAAUGGUACUUAAGUUAGAACCUGAAGCCAGGUUUUCCUGCGAACUGGCUCUGUAGCUGCUGGCUGUUCGCCUGCAGCCAUUUUGAUGUUGGUGUGGCCAGUGGGUUCACCUGAGUGUCACCCAGUUCCUUGGGACAUGCUGGUGCUGAGCCUUUUCUCAUUCUCCAAAUGGCUAUCAGGAUGCUAACUGGCCCCAGCAGAGGGAGCUCUGAUAGGAGGAAUUAUGCCUGACGCCUUAGGUCCAGUUUCUCCCAUCAUCCAGCUGCCAUCUUAUCUCACCAGGGGACCAGGAAGUGGGGCCUGAGUUCACUGCACCACAGGGCACAGUUUCCUGCCAGUCGGGAGGAAGCAUCUGAACUCAGUGCAAGGGACAUCGCUGCCGUGUUUAAUAGCACACUCUGUGCCCUUUGCCAGGCUGCUGUGUACCAGAGAUCAUUGAAGAGCCUCACCGUAGACCUAGUACCAUCUCCACCUUUAGCCGGAGACCCAGGUCAAGUGUCUGCUGAGCUUCUCACCCAUGGGGAUGAGGACACAGAUGGAGCGUCAGUGGGUGGAAACACACAGCUGUGGAGUAGGCGGGGAGAGGAAGAAAAUACAGUCUGACAAAUGGCUGUGGGCAGGGGGGAGAGGCUGGUUUCCCUGCAGCAGGCAGAAGAAGGGAUGGGUGGGGAAGAGGACAGCUGAGCAAAGAAGGGAGAGGACUCGGAAUGGAGUGGGCAGGCGGCGUGCCAGGGGCAAUACCACUUUGAGAGCAAGUCUUCAUACCUUCAAGACUUCCCCUGUAGGAGGCUGACUAUGUCUACGCCCCGGAGGACGCUCCGUAGGCAUGACCACAUCCUCAUGCUGCUCUUCUUGGGGGCUUUCUAGGCAGAAGGGAUCUUGAAUCUCCUUUUUAACACUGUGCCAGGCAAGGCGUGGGGGGGGUGUCCCUUUGUGCCAGCCUGGAAAGGCACAGUCUCAGGCUCAGCGAGAACCCUGCCAGCCAGGGUCCUGAGCACCCCCACCCACACACACACACACACACAGGAUGUUUUCCCACCACUGCCGCUCCCGCUGUGUCUCCUGGCCCGCGAGGGGAAUCCCAGGCCUUUCCUUUCAUGCACCAGCAACCUACCUUCUCCCUUCCUGAGUCUCCAGGGAUGACAAAUGGGAUUGCAGACACACUCUGUCAGAGGCCCAUCCCUUCAAGGUUACUUGUGUAUAUGUGGUUGUGCGUGCCUUUGUGUUUCAUACCCUUUCCCCCAGCUUUUUUGUAAAACUUGGGACUUCUCUGUGGUUUUACACUUGGUCAAAAGUACUCGUCCUGGUAUAGCACUGUCGUGUGCAUGAGAGGGUAGGGGGCAGGCCCCGUGUGGUACAAGAAAGGGCCCUGUCCUCUUUUCUUGUCCGUGGUCGCUGGCAGUUGAGCGGGGGUUUUCUGGGAGAGGGAAGGUGAAUGUCCUAAUGUAAAUCUUUGGCGUGUUUUGAAGUCCGUGGUGUUGCUCUGUGAGACGACAUCGCCACCCGGUGGUCAUGAGGUGUAUGUGCAGAACAAUAAAUGGCAAGUGAACAACCACGAAUUGCUGUUAACCUUCUGCUUUUUGCAGAUGGGGCACCUAAAUACGAGACAUUUGGGGCACCUCCCUGGGUCUGUAAGCAACCACAAGCCCCGAAUGGGGGUGGGGAAGUCCCUGUUCUCUUUUUCCCCACAUCUUCCCCACCCACACAUUUGACCAAGGGACCUGGCUUGACUUCUUGUUCCUCUCAAGAAACAGACCGCACGACAGGGGAAAUACAAGUGGAUCUGUGCGGAAAAGACCGCUUUAAAAAACAUGAAUGCUGGCUUCUUACAGCUCCCUUCACCUGACCACAAUGUAGUGCAUGUUUCAGUAGUUUACAGGCUGUUCUUUCUCAAAUAAAUGUUUAGUAUUAAUCAUCCCGACGCUAACACAAACACAAAAUGCAAACGCAAAGCAGCACUGAACAGCCAGACGUGUCUCUAUUCCUGAGAGUCUAGAGAGAGUUGUUUUCGUGGAAAGUGGGGCUCAUCUUUCCGCAGAGCCCAGCCGGUGCUCCCAGGUCCCGCUCUGGGUUCUGACUUUGCAAAAUGAGGUGCUGGCCGAAAACUGCAACCCCCUGAGUUCUCAUUUCCUGUGAAUGAGCAGCCGGACAGCGUGUUCCUUACAUACACAUUUUAAUGCAUACUUAAUGUAUGAUUUUGUUAGAAAUGCAAGUCUGUGAAGAGGGCAGUUAGUGCAUUAGAAGUCUGAGAGCCGGUAGCCGUCCUUUGCCUCUGACUCAGUCGUCUUCGAGGAGUUCAUGGGGAAUUUGCAGAAAAGUGGUCACUUCAGCUGAAAUUUACCCACAAAACACUCAGAGGUUUAGGCGAAUAUUUUAAUGCUUAAGUGGCAGGGUUCAGAGAAGAGGUUGCAGAAAUCAGUGCUGGUGGCUGGGCAGCCGGGAGAGCAGGGCUCACCAUCACAGGGAGUAGCCUCCUUCCCAACUUCCCACAGGCUAGGAGGCUGAAAGCCCCUCAGCAGGACUUACGUAAGCGUUUUAAGCCUAAACUCGUGAUUGUGAAUGUUAAUGAGGUGAGGACAGAUUAGCCUUCAUAUCCAUGAACUCAUUUGUGGCAUCUGAUGUGGUGAAGACAUAUAUAACUAUGAAAAAUGUAGAGGAGGGGCGUCUGGCUGGCUCAGUCCGUAGAGCCUGUGACGCUUGAUCUCAGGGUUCGCGAGUUUACUUAAUAAAAAAAAAAUUCUUUUUUGAUGUCAUGGAGAAGUAGUAAUAGACUCACUCUAAUCAUUACAAUUCGGAGAGAAUGGUAUUAAAAUUGGGCAAAACUCCCCCCGCCAGCUAAAAAAAUAGAAAAAAUAAAUAAAUAAAAUUGGGCAAAACCCCCAAUGCCGGGAACACGUCAUGCAUCCUGCUGGAUGCCUGAGGGAGGUCAGCCUGGAACCGAAAUAAAUGUGUCACAAAUGGUGUUGGAUGCCUUUUUUGUUUCAUUUAAAAACAUGGACUUGACAAUGUCAGCGCCUUUUCUGCUGGGAAAAAAAAA